UGACGUUUCCCGAGUCUUCAUUCGCAGUUGGCACUGACUGCACGAAGUAGCGGAACUAGAUACAAUCUGUUUCCAAAGGUUGAACGCGUCCGCGAGUGAAGAAUACGAAAAGAAGAACGAAGAAAAUAAAGUACAACGAACGAUUCUCAUAUUAUCCAACAAAACUUUUCAGCUGCCUUUGGAAAAGAGCGAACAGUAAUUUUUGUGUUGUUUCAAUAGUCAACGUUUGGCUGUUCCCUAAAAAAAGUGCUUCGAAAGUGUCUUUAAAGUGCAUAAACAUGAAGGGAAGAGAAAAGAUUUGUGCGAAAUUGUCCAGUACCUUUUUGAGAAAGUGGUGGUUCGUGGUAGCAGUGUCAAUAGGAUGUUUACUAUUUGGGAUAAUGGUAUUAAUAUUCUUCACCGCUUGGGUCAACUUAGUCGUAGAUCAUAAAAUGACUUCCAACACCGAACUUGCUUGCGUCUACUCAGCCCUAAUUCUGGUUGAUGAUGAUAUUGCCGUGACUGGUGAGAAAAUCCAGACCAUCCUCAAAGCAGAAAAUGUUGACGUAGAACCAUACUGGCCUGGUCUUUUUGCAAAAGCGCUAGAAGGAAUCAACGUCAGGGAACUGAUCACCAACAGUGGGUCUGGAAGUGCCACCUCUCAAUCGAAACACGCCGCCAGGUUUUUGAGGCUCGCGAUGGCCAGCAUUAUGGACAUUUUGAAGAUCAAACCCUUCGUUGAAGUGUCAGUGGGUCAGCUAUUGUGGGGUUACGAGGAUCCCUUGCUCAAAUUAGCCAAAGAUGUUGUUCCUAAGGAACAGAAAUUACCUUAUGAAGAAUUUGGUCUUAUGUAUAAGAAAAAUGGUACCUCAGAAGACACAUUGACAAUAUUUACUGGGUCUGAAGACAUAUCGAAAUAUGGUCUGAUUGACAAAUUCAACGGAAAGGAUAAUCUAACACAUUAUAGCUCAGACGAAUGCAACAGUGUCAUGGGUUCAGAUGGUUCUAUCUUUCCACCACACAUGACUGUGAAUACUACUAUUCAUUUAUUUGACAAGGACCUUUGCCGAAGAUUGCCUUUAGUUUCAGAUUCUCCAGUUCUACUGUCUUUUCCACACUUUUAUCUUGCCAAUGAUAGUUACAGACUCGCUCUAGAUGGUAUCUCGCCUCCAGAUCCAGAAAAGCAUUCGCUCUAUAUGGACAUUCAACCAAUGAUGGGUACUGCUAUGGCAGCGAAAGUUCGGGUCCAAAUCAACUUGGCCGUGUCACAAGUUGUAGACAUAAAACAAGUUGCCACCUUUCCGGAUAUAAUAUUCCCUAUAAUAUGGUUUGAAGAGGGUUUGGAUUCGCUUCCCGAAGAAAUGACUGGCCUGAUGAAGCUGGCCACAAAAAUACCGCCAAUAGCACAAGUCGUCCUCGCAAUAAUACUUUUUGUAGUUGGAGCAAUCCUAUUGGUCAUUGCAAUAUGGAGGAUCGUCAGGGGCGCAAAUAGACUCAGCUCUCUACACUUAGCUCCCGGACACGUGGGCCAACCUAAUAAACCUAAAGAUGUGCCUAUGGCCAAUGUACAGAAAUAUUGAAUAAAAAACUUUCGAAAGGGGUAGGAAAAAGUGAACAGUGCACAUUCCAUGGAACGUGAAAUAAAUUUCAUCAAGUGAAACGAGAUAUAUUGAUUUGAUUAGUGGCAUUAUUGAUGAUUGUUCCCGACAUCCUUAUGGAAGAAUAAAAAAUCAACUAUGUGAGAUUCUUUCGUAAUUCAUCAACUCCACUUUUUAACAACGCAAAAAACAACUUUUUGAAAUAUGUUAAGUUCUUUGUUAAAAGUAUGUUGUGGAAAUCUCGAUGGUUGAUUUUUUCACUUUCUUCUACCUGCUUCAGGUAUCGAAUUUGAAAAUAAAAUGUGAUAGUUUUCAUUAUAGCAAUGUCUUCCUGCCAAUUGGCCCUUCCUGGAUAUUGAAAUACUUUUAUAUUUUCAAGUUUUUAUUUUUAUCAGUGUAUAAAUAUAUUCUUCAAUUUGUUAUAAAGACGUGUCAAAUUGAAUUUCGAAUAUUCAAUAGGAUUCUCUCAGACAUUUCUGACUGGAAAUGACGAAACUAUUUGAAAGAAAACUUUCAGAUUUGAAUACUCAGAAAAUGUUACUCCAUUUUUCCACAUGAAAAUGUUCACGAACAAAUUAUAUUAUUCACAAAGAAAGUUGACGAUUACCUAUUGAUUCAGGUUUGAUUCUGUUAAACAUUGUCAAUUUUGACUUGAAAUUAUUCGUUUAUAUUCACCACUGAAAUAGGUUUGAGGUGAAAUGGUUUGCUCAUGUUUAGGUUUACUAUUUUUAAUUUAUAGAUAUAUAUUUGAAUUCCAAAUAAUAUAUUUGAAUGCGAUGGGUGCUGUGUGUAAAUGUAAGUACAAAACAAGAAAAACUUUCUUCUCUGGCCUUCAAUAAUGGUUGAAAUAUUCAAAACCUAAUGUGAGUUUAAAUGACAAAUAUCAUGAAAUCUUUGGGUUAUUGAUUUAUUUACUGUAUAAUGUAGAACAAGGUAAUAUUUUUGUAGGUAGAUAUAUAUUCUAUGACUUUGAAAAUACACAGUUUUUUACCAUUU
Leptinotarsa decemlineata (Colorado potato beetle) is the source of this 2573-nucleotide messenger RNA. RefSeq names its product epithelial membrane protein (gene emp). The record is from RefSeq and is a predicted model, not a curated record. Gene Ontology annotation, cellular component: cytoplasm; membrane. Gene Ontology annotation, molecular function: scavenger receptor activity. Lineage: Eukaryota; Metazoa; Arthropoda; Insecta; Coleoptera; Chrysomelidae.